This is a messenger RNA of Hyposmocoma kahamanoa, 3064 nucleotides long. RefSeq lists its product as uncharacterized. The record is from RefSeq and is a predicted model, not a curated record. The transcript is spliced from 6 exons. NCBI's taxonomy places the organism in Eukaryota, Metazoa, Arthropoda, Insecta, Lepidoptera, Cosmopterigidae. Bases 197 to 3064 code for a protein of 955 amino acids.
UGUGCUAGUGAAUUGUGUGUGAACUUCUUCCCUUUAUUGCUCGAUAAAGGGACAGAUUAGUUUUCUUUUGGAUUCCUUGUUCUGGUUCUCUUUCGGCUUUUCGCGGUCUGCGCCGUGUGGCGCGAUAACGAUUGCACAAUCUAUCUGCACUGGACACUCGAUAGCAGAUGGCGUAGAAAAGCAGUAAGAGUUACAAAUGUUUAUCAACCUAAUGGAGGGGGAAACGAUAACCACAAACAAUCUGAUAUCUUCGAUCAAGAGGCUCAAUAGCGAUGGCAAAGAACACGGCACGAUCAAAGCGCUGCUCAAAAACUUCAUCCUGCCUGAACCAGACAUGGCUAUAAAAACCAACCUAAAUGAUAACAAAUACGUAUACACAAUUCCUGUCAAGCUUCCGGUCAACGAGCGAGCCAAAUCUAUCCACGAAGCAAAACAAGCUUUCUUAAACUCCACUGUCAGUCCAAAUCCCACUAAACUUUCAAACAUCAUGAAAAGAGAACCUGCGUUACAUUACGCUCAAAUUGCUAUCACUACUGACGAAGAUACGAGAAGCACGGGUGGAGGAAAGGAUACUAAACCCGCCGCCGAUAUUGUCAAAAACAAAAUGGCUACUCUUCCAGUUAACAUGUCGCCUGUUAGGAAAAAAAUGGAACCCCAACCAAGAAAAGUCAGCUUCAAAAUCAAGAACGCAUCAACCUCGUACCGACGUCCUCCGCUAGCCACGAAAACCAUGACUAUAACAAGUACAAAAGUGGCAGAACUAACAAAGAAAUUCAAUAAUCUUGUAAAUGAAUCUCAACAUGCAACUGUGAAACAAACAAAAUUGGUAAAAACUAUAGAAGAAUUGCAAUCCGCAUCAAAAUAUUCAGCUAGUAACAGUUCCACACCUUCUUCCACUCUCAGCUCAAGUCCCAACAUUAAAAUUGUUUUAAGGCAAAGAAGAGGCUCCAAGAAACGCAAUAGUCGCACCAGAUGCUCCAGUAUGGAUUCAAUAGAUAAAUUAAUAGUAUCGGACAGCAAUUUAACUAAAAUUCGCGUUAUAAGAUCAAAAUCGGACGGAAUUAAUAGAGUUCCAAAGUCUCCUAAAAAACGCUUAAAGUAUGCGGAUUCGAGCGAACAGCAAAGUGGUUCAGAUUCUGUCGAUGGCACUCCAACAAAAAUAAAGAAUUCGGAACCAUUAAAAGAAAAAGCUCACCAAAGUAACGUUAGAAAUGUAAUAAAGAAAUUUGAGUGUGAAAUUACCGCUCAAACUUCUUCUAAUAACACGCUAAAAAGACACCCUGAAAACAUGAAAAGUACAAUAACUGUAAAAGAAAAACCAAAAGUACCUGAAAAGAAAUCUACUUUAACUUUAACGAAAAACGUUGUAGUAAAAGAUGGUGUUCCAAAAAUUAAAUGUAUAAAACCGCCUGAAGUACCUCCCAAACCGCAUGUUAAUAACCAACACAAAGACAAAGUUGACCUUCCCAAGAAGAAAGAACCUAUUUAUGAUAGAAAAAAAUAUAAAACAAACUAUAUACAUACAGAAAAACUGCCUUUGAAAGCAGUAGAAAUAAUACAAGAGGAUGUUAACGAGUACACUGCAACUGUGAGUACUCCUGGCGCGGUUGAUACCUCAUCAAUUCCUGCCACUAAACCCCCUGAAACAAUUGACAAAGAUAAAAAAGUGUCUCAAGAAAUAGAGUCGAACAUAACGCCCAACGAAUCUUUUUUGUGGCGCAGAAAGUCUACAACGCAAAUUUACUCAGAUAGCGAAAAAUCAAUCUCAGAUAGCAACUACAGUUUUGUAAUUAUAACGGCCAAUGAUACUGCAAUUGCGAGCUCAAUAGAUCCAACAGAAAUCUCAAUUAGUGACGAAUCUCUUACAUUAGAAGAAUUAAGUGAACCGCAAGUUAGUAUCGUGACUAGUGAAACCAAAAAUGAUUCCAACUCAGACUUUGAAAGUAAUUUAGUCGAAGCUUACAACAAGGAAAUUUUACGUGGAUUCACAUCUAGGCCAAAGAAAGUGCCUGUAGUGGAAGACGAUUAUGAACCAUUAGAACCUCGCGACGAAGACAACGUAUUAGUAAUCCCAAUUAAAAGCGUCGAUAGGUCUUCAAUAUCUUCUAAAUUAAACUGUCCUCUGCCAGAGAUACCUAAACAAACACCACCUGAAUCUCCACAAAGUGACAAAGAUAACAUUUACCAGUGUCUUUUAGAAAUGAGAUCCCACCCUGAAGGUGAUGAAAGCAGUAUUCAUAACUAUGAACUCUGUGAUAAUCAGUUGGAAGAAAGAACUCGAGGAGAUGGGGAUAGCGAUGACGGUUACGAGUAUUGCAAAUCUCCCAUCAAGCCUUAUUGUCUAACCUCUAGCUCAGGUAUCCAAAUCGCCGAAGACUAUCAGCCUGACGACAAAGAUAAUGUCAAGAACUAUUCAAUAACAAAAUCUGUUAGUGGAGCAUCAACUGUGAGCUACGAGAAGAUAGGUUCGGAUCGGAUAUAUGAGAAAAUACCUGCUCAGUCGCCAAAACCUAAGGACAUCAGCCCUAAUUACAGUAACAGACAUUCUUUUGUUUCGUCCGAUUACAACGGGUACAAUGAUAAUGAAAAUAUUUAUGAUACGAUAAAGCAUGCCGAUGGGACGUCUAUGUCGCAUUGCUACGAAAGUAUACCGAACAGUCCGAGUAUGGUGAAAUUGAGGAACAAUUUGAGGAAGCAAAUGACAUCAGCUGCACAGAAACGGUUAUCGUUUGACACUGUGUCCAACAUUAGUCAGUCGACGUUGUCAAGUGAGCAGAAGACGAACAGUAUCUAUGGGCAGAGAUCUGUGAUUAGCUACAACGGGCAAGAGAUCGCUUUCCAAGUGCCAAGCAGCGAAGUGAGCGCCAGUGGGAGUGACCGGAGUGACGAUUGGGUUGAUGUUUCCGAUGAGGAGAAAAAUGAGGAACAGAAGAUCAUUAUUGUUCGAGAAAUAAGUCGCGGUAGAAAAAGUCCAAUCAGCUGGUCGCAGAAAGUGCGACAUCAGUGGCUGAAAACACCAAAAAAAAGAGACGAUAAAGAGGGAGCUAGUGAAAUGCUGUUCUAA